AAACUGUGGGCCUGUGGCUGGAUGAGUAAAGCGUUUGUUCCUAGGAUCGAUAUAAGAGCAGAAACUUGUCACUGAGAAAUUUUAAAGCGGCCGAUGGGGACGAGAAAAGUAUACGAGGAGAAGCUGAGAAGCGGGAAUCUUCAUCACGAUCCCACCAUUAAUCCCGGUCUGGGAUCCCCUCGCUGCCCACGAUGUCUCUCUUUGUUGGAUCCUAAUUCUGACAAGACUGAGUGGGCUAUCACUUCCGUUUUGCACGACGCAACCGCCGUGGCUGGCUCUGGUAUUGGUGCUAUGCUAAGUGCAGUUCAUGGUCUUAAUACAGGGAUUCCGUUUCUUCAAAAUCGUCUUAAGGGACCAAAGUGGGUUCCCUUUGUAGCUGGGAUGCCUCUGCUCCUAAUGUUUUCAGGUGCAAGUGCUGCAUUUGGAGGUUAUGUACUUCCGAAGUUUGCCCAGCUCACUGUGACUUCUUACUAUGCUGCAUCAAGUGCUUCACAUUAUGGGAUUUCGCUUCUAACUCGGCAUAUCGAAGAGGCCCACAUGUCCAAAACUUGGCAAGAAAGGCUAAAGUGAUCUUCUUGUAGGUGCCAAUGAAGAAUCUAUAUUUCUCAAAUAUACAAACCCGGCCAUAUAUUUGACAACCUUUAGACAGCUACUUGUGGUAUUUUUUUUGACACUACAAAAUGUGCUUAAAUUAAUAAAGUAUCGGUUAAUGGUUUAAUUUGCAUCACUGAAAUGUUUCAUCUACUCAAAUUUAUUGGUUAUAUUAAUGAUUCUGGGGAGGGGGUGAUAGUGUAUUGUUAUUCAAUGUAUAAGGCUGUUGGAGAUAUCUGUGAUUCUCGAUGGGCCAAAACAGAUUUAUUCUUUCUUUAUAAUAAAUCCUCACUGUGUAAUUUUUUUUUUUAAUUGAGAAAACUUUAUAUGA
Molecule: messenger RNA, 922 nt
Organism: Mangifera indica (mango)
Lineage: Eukaryota; Viridiplantae; Streptophyta; Magnoliopsida; Sapindales; Anacardiaceae
Exons: 5
Coding region: 94-570 (158 amino acids)
Source: RefSeq, a predicted model, not a curated record